Solanum tuberosum (potato) is the source of this 603-nucleotide messenger RNA. Its product is annotated as eukaryotic translation initiation factor isoform 4E-2-like. Gene Ontology annotation, molecular function: translation initiation factor activity; RNA 7-methylguanosine cap binding. The record is from RefSeq and is marked provisional. Gene Ontology annotation, biological process: translational initiation. Gene Ontology annotation, cellular component: eukaryotic translation initiation factor 4F complex; cytoplasm. Lineage: Eukaryota; Viridiplantae; Streptophyta; Magnoliopsida; Solanales; Solanaceae.
AUGGCCACCGAAGCACCGGUAGAGGCGACGGAGAUUCCGCCGGUCGCGGCGGCGGAGUCGGUGGAGAAGCAGCCGCAUAAGCUAGAGAGGAAGUGGACGUUCUGGUUCGAUAACCAGUCUAAACCGAAACAAGGCGCCGCUUGGGGAAGUUCUCUUCGAAAAGCUUAUACUUUUGAAACUGUUGAGGAAUUCUGGAGUUUAUAUGAUCAGAUAUUCAAGCCCAGCAAGUUGACUGUUAAUGCGGAUUUUCAUUUGUUCAAAACUGGGAUUGAGCCCAAAUGGGAAGAUCCUGAGUGUGCCAAUGGUGGCAAGUGGACUGCUACGAGCAGCCGAAAGGCUAAUCUCGAGACUAUGUGGCUUGAAACAUUGAUGGCAUUGGUCGGCGAGCAAUUUGAUGAGUCAGAAGAUAUAUGUGGAGUGGUUGCUAGUGUGCGUAGGAGUCAGGAUAAACUUUCCUUGUGGACCAAGACUGCCACCAAUGAAGCAGCUCAGAUGGGCAUUGGUAGGAAGUGGAAGGAGAUCAUUGAUACCGAAAAGAUAUCCUAUAGUUUCCAUGAUGAUUCUAAAAGGGAGAGGUCAGCUAAGAGCCGAUAUACUGUGUGA